Filobasidium floriforme is the source of this 1359-nucleotide messenger RNA. RefSeq lists its product as uncharacterized. Bases 1 to 1359 code for a protein of 452 amino acids. Lineage: Eukaryota; Fungi; Basidiomycota; Tremellomycetes; Filobasidiales; Filobasidiaceae. The transcript has 2 exons. The record is from RefSeq and is a predicted model, not a curated record. Gene Ontology annotation, biological process: tRNA wobble uridine modification. Gene Ontology annotation, molecular function: S-adenosylmethionine-dependent methyltransferase activity; tRNA binding. Gene Ontology annotation, cellular component: cytoplasm; nucleus.
AUGGACGAGAGCUGGAUCAAGGUCAAGGUGGAGCGAUACCGACCGGAAGCUGGCGAGGAAGAAAAGUGGAAGGAUCCGUUACAGGUCGAUUUUGGUGGCCCAGGGCAGGACAAGGGAGAAGCUUGGUUAGACUUUGUCCUGAGGGAUGUUGCAUCCAGGCGACCGAAGGAGACGGAACCUAACAUCGGCGCAGAUGUCCUGGUGAAACCGAUUGCUAAAACGUCCAUCGGUGGCCCCGCUCCGAACCUCCCGGAGCCUACGGUGCCCGUCAUCCCGAGCGAAUUCAAGGACGAUCAAGAGGAAACACCGGAAGCUCGGGAACAACGCAUGGUCCACGACGUGUACGAGACGAUCGCCCCUCAUUUCAGUCAGACGCGGUACAAGCCAUGGCCGAUCAUCGCUAGGUUCUUGUCGUCCAUCCCGGAGCACUCGAUCGGGCUGGAUUCGGGAGCAGGGAAUGGAAAGUACUUGCCUGUGGUACGUGAGGGCAGUAAGGGGAGCCGGAUGAUCGCGCUGGAUAGGAGUUCGGGACUGCUGAGCGUGGCCAGGACGCAGAAGGGCGAGAUCGGCGAUGAUGUCGUAGGCGGUGCCGAGGAGUGCGUGCGAGGAGACCUGGCCUUUGACGGGUGGAGGAAGGGCAUAUUCGACUUUGCCAUCUCUAUCGCUGCGGUGCAUCACCUCUCGACCCGAUCGCGAAGAGUUCAAUCCAUAUGCUCGCUUCUGCUCCCACUUUACCUCUCGCCCGUUGCCCCUUACUCCAAGUUCAUUGUCUACGUCUGGGCUUACGAACAAGGAGAGAACAGUAAACGCAAGAUGGGCGUGUUAGCGAGUCCUCCUGAGGAUCAUGAUGAAGCCACUGGAUCGAAUCCCAACGGUGCCGAGAGGAAAAAGGACCAGGACGUAUUGGUUCCUUGGGUACUACAGGGUCCGCAGGAGAAAAAGGUCAAACAGCCACGACCGAGAAAAACGAAAUCCAAGCCGAACCGAGGAGCGGCCAUUGAGAUGGGCCACGCCGGCCCAGGAGGGGAGACGGCAUCUACCGCCAUGACGACAAGUAACGACGACGUUGUAUCACGACCUGAUGAAACGACUGGAAAUCGCAAUGAAAACGCCGAACCACCUGCGGUACCCGAACAAGCUCAGCCGGAACGACAGGUGUUUCAUCGAUAUUAUCACUUGUUCGUCGAGGGUGAGCUGAGGGAGGACGUUAUCGCUGCCGCUACUGGAAUGGGCUUCGUAAUCAGGGGCGAGAGGGACGAGCAGGACGGCACGAGGAAAGGUGGGAAAUGGCUGAGAAUUAUCGAGGAAGGGUAUGAGAAGGACAAUUGGUAUCUGGAGGGCGAAGUCGGAGUUUACUAG